AGGGAAGAUUAUAACCGUCAGAGCUGUUUAACUUAGGGUUAGCUGAUGAGUUCCGCUGACACUUCCUUUAAUACCUUCUGGCACCAAGGUCUUCAAUGAGAAGAGUUCAGAAAAAGUAGCAGGAGAGGCAGCAUUCACGUGGUUAUGGCCAUCCCCAUCACAGUGCUGGACUGUGAUCUCCUGCUGUACGGCCGGGGUCACCGGACUUUGGACCGUUUUAAGCUGCAUGACGUGUCCGAUGAAGACUUGAUGUCCAUGUAUGGGUUUCCCCGAGAGUUCAUUUAUUACCUGGUGGAGCUCUUGGGGCCCAGUCUUUCUCGACCUACUCAGCGGUCCAGGGCCAUCAGCCCAGAGACACAGAUCCUUGCAGCACUGGGCUUUUAUACCUCAGGCUCCUUCCAGACCCGGAUGGGAGAUGCCAUUGGAAUCAGCCAGGCCUCUAUGAGUCGCUGUGUUGCCAAUGUCACUGAAGCACUUAUGGAAAGAGCCUCCCAGUUCAUUCACUUUCCAGCUGACGAAGCCUCUGUGCAGGCUCUGAAGGAUGAAUUCUAUGGGUUGGCAGGGAUGCCAGGGGUGGUAGGGGUGGUUGACUGCAUCCACGUGGCAAUCAAGGCACCAAAUGCCGAAGACCUCUCCUACGUGAACCACAAAGGUCUGCAUUCUCUAAACUGCCUGAUGGUGUGUGACAUCAGAGGGACGCUGAUGACGGUGGAGACAAACUGGCCUGGCAGCCUACACGACUGUGCUGUGCUGCAGCAGUCCUCCCUAAGUAGUCGGUUUGAAGCUGGGAUGCUCAAGGAUAGUUGGCUUCUUGGUGACAGUUCCUUCUUUCUCCGCACCUGGCUCAUGACCCCACUCCCACUCCCAAAAACCCCCGCGGAAGAUCGCUACAACCUGGCACACUCUGCAACCCACAGUGUGAUGGAGAAAACUCUGCGGACGCUCUGCUCCCGUUUCCGCUGCCUGGACGGGUCCAAGGGGGCGCUGCAGUACUCCCCUGAGAAGUCCAGUCACAUCGUCGUGGCCUGCUGCGUCCUGCACAACAUCUCCCUGGAACACGGCAUGGACGUCUGGUCCUCCCCAGUGGCAGGGCCUGUGCAGCAGCCCUUGGAGGAGGAGUAUGAGCCCAUGGAGUCCCUGGACCUGGAGGCCGACCGCAGCCGCCAGGAGCUCGUGUUGGCGCAUUUCAGCUGAUGGGGAGACUGUUUCCAGGGGGACUGCGACAAGCUUUCCUAUGCACUCCACCUCCACCCAUGGUUCUGUCAGCCACUGGCUGCUGUGUGGAGGCUUCACGAAUCCACACUGCGUCUGUGUUUUAGAAGGGCUGGGGCUGUGCCAGGAGGGCAUGAUUCCAGCCAGGUGGUGGCACACGCCUGUAAUCCCAGCACUCGGGAGGCUGAGGUAGGAGGAUGACUGAGUUCAAGGCCAGCCUGGGCUGCACAGUGAGACCCUGUCUCAGAAAACCAAAAAGCAAAAUUAGGGAAGAUACAGGUUCUUUGCAAAUGGGUUAACUAAUCUAAAACCAAGACAAUGGUUCUCUGCUGUCUGGUGAACUACAGGUCAAUCUCUGCUCAUCUGAAAGGUCACUGGUUGUGAACACAGCUGGGCCUUAAAGCCACAGAAAAGGGGAAAACUGCACUUAGCCAAAACGCUGUUUUGGUUUUGAUGAUCUGGAAAUUGCAAAUGAAAAUAGUACUUGUACUGAAUUAUUGGGGUGGUAGCUUGACUUUGCUGCUUUGCUGACUGUGGACACAAACAUAAAGAACAGAUUUAGCUGGGGAACAGUCUUCUGAUUAAGUAAAUGGCUACUCUUCCAGGUUUGCAGCUCUGCGUGCUUUUUGGGUUGGUUUUGGGUUUUGUAUUUUUGCAUUAAUUGGGGACUGAACCCUGGGCCUUCUCA
Fukomys damarensis (Damara mole-rat) is the source of this 1900-nucleotide messenger RNA. It is a transcript of the gene Harbi1, whose product is annotated as harbinger transposase derived 1. Lineage: Eukaryota; Metazoa; Chordata; Mammalia; Rodentia; Bathyergidae. The transcript is spliced from 2 exons. The coding region runs from base 145 to 1194 and encodes 349 amino acids. The record is from RefSeq and is a predicted model, not a curated record.